Messenger RNA from Bombina bombina (fire-bellied toad), 1293 nucleotides. RefSeq names its product interleukin-18. The record is from RefSeq and is a predicted model, not a curated record. The transcript has 8 exons. Gene Ontology annotation, molecular function: cytokine activity. The coding region runs from base 495 to 1199 and encodes 234 amino acids. Lineage: Eukaryota; Metazoa; Chordata; Amphibia; Anura; Bombinatoridae. Gene Ontology annotation, biological process: immune response; inflammatory response.
ACACAAAACAACCACUGAACACUCAACCAAUGUUUGAGUUGGACGACAAAAGAAGCUCCUAAGGAUCUGUAACUACAUUAUGAGUGAAGUGUAACAAGGAGCGACCAGUUGCAAAGCUCUGCUCCAUCUUUAUUAUCUGUAUAUCACCAAUGACUACACUAUAUUUAUGUUAGCUACACACAAGAGAGAGUGUGAAGAGGACAAAAAGAGACUUACUCCAAAAACCACGCUGGCAGAAGAUGGGAUUGAUAUCAUAGGAGCUACUGGGAAUUUAUUGAAGUUGCUGUAGGGUCAAUAUCCUAACUCAUUGAGAGUAAGAUCUCGCAUAGGCCAGCAGUUGGACUGAAGAAGAGAACCCCUGGAUGUGAUUGACGGUUUUUGGGAGAAAUGCAACAAAAUAUUGUCGCCCUUCCAUUCACGGAAACAGCAGAUAACUAUUAAAAAGCUGGACAUGAUGCAUUUUUCUGAAAACAGUUUGUGGUUUGAAGGGAGUAAUGAGUUCCGCUGGCACAGCAAAAUCUAAACAAGCAGCAACUGUACCCACCAAUAUAGAGGGCAAUGAAGUUACCCCAGGCUCAACUAAGGAACAGACGGGAGCAUCUAGCACUGUGGCGGUGCCUCAACAGCCUCCACGAUUGGAUGGAAGCACUGCAGGACAGAACAUUCCUUCAGUGAACCACGUUGACUGUGCCUGCACUGUUGAAGGAGAAGAUCAAGUAGACUCUUAUAGAUUAAAUAGUCAAACAAAACCCAAGCCCAGCUGCAUUAAAAACUUCAAACAUCAACUGAUUUUUGCUUUUCCUGAGAGAGAAGAGGCACCAUUUGAUAUAUCGGCACGUGAUGAAAAACGGAGCCAUUUUUUCCUGUACAAAUACAGGGAAGCUGGUCGAUUCCACAGUGGUUUGGCUGUACUUUUCACGGUUAUUGUGGACGGCAGGAACUAUCUUCUGUAUUGUGGAAAUGAUGAAAAACUUCAUUUUAAGGAAGGAGAACGCCCAGUAAGCAUAAUGUCAGAAAGAAGCGAAUUUAUUUUCUACCAAAAGGCGUUUUCCUCCGGAACUUCUUCAUUUAGAUUUGAGUCAUCAAUGAAACCGGAUUAUUACCUCGCAUUCCAAGAGGAGGAUAAUAAGCAAAAACUGGUUUUAAAGUAUUGUCCUCAAGGCGUUUUUAAUGAAGCAAUAAAAUUAAUAAUCAUAUAAAAAUGUAUCACAAUAUUUAAACUCAAAUACUACAAAGAAACUGCUGUAUUAGCUGAAACAAAGGCUAACAAUUAAAACAAAUUUUACACGAAAA